Molecule: messenger RNA, 3978 nt
Organism: Abrus precatorius (Indian licorice)
Lineage: Eukaryota; Viridiplantae; Streptophyta; Magnoliopsida; Fabales; Fabaceae
Exons: 15
Coding region: 245-3346 (1033 amino acids)
Molecular function (GO): phosphatidylinositol binding
Source: RefSeq, a predicted model, not a curated record
AAUGGGAUAUUCACAAUAGUAUAUAUGUCACGCACGUUAUCAUAGCAUUAUCCCCUUCCCUUCCCUUCUCUUCUCUUCGAUCCUUCGCAUGUCUAAUUAAUUGUUUAAGGAGAGACCAGCUCAUAAAGUCACAAAGAACAUUAUUGUCUAGUUCCAGGUUUUGUUGUUGUUGUUUCCUGAAAUUCCCCGAAGGAAUCGAAAUUGAAUCGAAGAGAGCGUGAUUUCUAGUAUCUUCAAGAAGGGCAUGGAGAGUGUGAAUGAUCUGAUCCAUGAGGCCAAGCUCCGCACUCUCUGGUGGGCCCUCUGUAUAUUUGCCGUUUCUUAUUUUCUAACUCAUACAAGUAAAUCAAUGUGGAUGAAUGUACCCAUGUCGAUCCUUUUUGUUGCGGGGCUGCGCAUUCUUUUCAAUAAGGUGGAGUUCCGUUGGAAGGUUCAACAGCCUAGAUCGCAGACUUAUCUAUCUCAUUUGGAGAAAAAACAGUUAUCCUCGAAUGAUCCGCGGCUAUCUAGUGUGACUCCCCCUGCAAAAUGGAAGAGGAAAAUUGAUUCUCCUGUUGUGGAGGCUGCGAUGAGCGAUUUCGUUGAUAAGAUAUUGAAGGAUUUUGUGGUUGAUUUGUGGUACUCAGAAAUUACUCCAGAUAAGGAGUUUCCUCAGCAGAUACAUGCAAUCAUCAUGGAUGUUCUAGCUGAAAUAUCAGGAAGGGUUAAAGACAUAAAUCUGGUUGAUUUGCUGACAAGAGACUUAGUUGAUUUAGUAGGUGAUCACUUAGAACUUUUCAGAAGAAAUCAAGCUGCUAUAGGUGUUGAUGUCAUGAAAACAUUAUCUUCUGAGGAAAGGGAUGACAGAUUGAAAUUCCAUCUGUUGAAUUCCAAGGAGCUUCAUCCAGCACUAAUAUCUCCUGAGAGUGAGUACAAGGUUCUUCAGCGGCUAAUGAGUGCUGUUAUAGCUACAGUACUGAGACAACGAGAAGCUCAGUGUCCUGUCAUUCGUUCUAUAGCUCGGGAACUUUUAACUUGUUUGGUAAUUCAGCCUAUUAUGAAUUUGGCAAGCCCUGGGUAUAUUAAUGAGCUGAUUGAAUCUCUUCUUCUUCUCCUUAAUGAUGAUGGUACAAAAGGGAUGGGCAGUUUUCAGUCGACUAAUGUAGCAAGUCAUCAUCAUGGUCAUUCUGUUGCUACUGAGGCUGGACACAACAAUAUCACAGCCUCUGAUAAGCAUCCAUCUUUGAAUCAAGGAACUGAUAUGAUAUUGGCUAAAAUGAACGAUCAGGGAGGAACGUCAUUACAAUAUAACACUAUCCAUCAUGAAUCUUCACAGGUCAGGCCAGUGGAUUGGGCACUAAUGUUGGAGGUUGCAACUCAGAGGAGAACUGAAAUUCUUAUGCCUGAGAAUCUCGAGAACAUGUGGACAAAAGGAAGAAAUUACAAAAGGAAAGAAAACAAAAUUAUCAAAACUGGAAUUCAGGAUCUUCCUGCAAAGAGUCCUGUUACAGACAGUUCACUGCCUCAUAGAAAGUUGGCUCAGGAAACAUCAACAAGUAAACGUGGAAAGUAUGAAGUUACAGAGGGGAAUUCUUCUCUGCCGCCAAUGCAUGCCUUGGGUUCAGAUGCCUUACAAAAUGUUGGAAGUGCAAAAAGUUCAGACACUUCUCAAAACCCUGAUAAGGAAUUAUCUUUUGCAGGAGAGCUUGGAGUUGAUAAAAUGGAAAGUAUAAGGGAUCUUGCUUCUGAUAGGUAUAAAAGUAUGCUAAAAAGGUCAAAUAGUGCUUCUGCCUUAGGAAACCAACCUAAUAAAGAAGGAGGCUCCAUAAUUUCAGAGUUUUACAACCCUGAAUUUGAGAGGCAUGGUGAAGGAUUUCGGACGAAGAGUUCUUCUGACAUGAUUGUUAAGAAAGAGGGGCCGUUAGUUCCUAAGCUUCGGUGCCGGGUUGUGGGAGCAUAUUUUGAGAAACUUGGGUCUACAUGUUUUGCCGUCUAUUCGAUUGCAGUGACUGAUGCGCAAAAUAACACUUGGUUUGUAAAAAGAAGAUACAGGAAUUUUGAGCGAUUGCAUCGGCAUCUUAAAGACAUUCCAAAUUACACAUUACAUUUGCCUCCUAAAAGGAUAUUUUCCUCAAGCACAGAUGAUGCCUUUGUACAUCAACGUUGCAUUCAGCUUGAUAAAUAUCUCCAGGAUCUCUUGUCAAUAGCUAAUGUUGCUGAACAACAUGAAGUAUGGGACUUCUUUAGUGUUUCCUCAAAGAACUACUCUUUUGGGAAAUCUUCUUCAGUGAUGAAGACCUUGGCAGUCAACGUCGAUGAUGCUGUGGAUGAUAUUGUACGCCAGUUUAAAGGGGUUUCAGAUGGUUUAAUGCGAAAGGUUGUUGGUUCAUCAUCUCUCAUAAAUGAGGGAUCAUCUACAUCUCCCGCAUGGAACUUGUCCUGGAAUGCAGAUGAAAUUGAUAAGAGUAUUCCAAGGCAAGGUGCUACAGAGAGUGUGUUAAGCUCUGAUAAUGAGGAAAGUGAAAAGAACAGCAAUUUUGACCAUGAGAAUAUUGAUAGAGAAGUCACACAAGAUAGUGGAUUGCAUUCCGACAAUACAUUGAUCUCAAAGGGUUACGCAUCACCAAUGAACAGCCAUGGUGGAGAGUCUGGCAACUUGGAUCUUGAUAGAAAGCGUGAUAUGGUGGUAGAAGCUAGGAUUGGCAAUGAUGUUCCUCCUACAAAUUUCAUUCUGAUUCAAGAUAAUUUGUUGGAUCCAGUUGGAGUGCCACCUGAGUGGGCCCCAGCUAACGUGAGUGUCCCCAUUUUGAAUUUGGUCGACAAUAUAUUUCAGCUUAAAAAAAGAGGCUGGAUAAGAAGACAGGUCUAUUGGAUAUCAAAACAGAUAUUACAGUUGGUGAUGGAAGAUGCAAUUGAUGAUUGGCUCCUGAGACAGAUUCAUUGGUUCCGGAGAGAGGAAACUGUUGCCCAAGGUAUUCGGUGGCUCCAAGAUGUCCUCUGGCCUGGCGGUACAUUUUUCUUAAGAGUAGGGACUCAGAUAAUCAGUGACGAUGAUCAAAAGGCUCCUCAAACAGUGAGUGGAUCUGGUGGAAGCAACACAAAACCUGACUCAGGGUCUUUUGAGCAAGAGCUUGAGGCUGCACGUAGAGCAAAUGACAUCAAGAAACUGCUGUUUGAUGGAGCUCCAACAACUUUAGUCAGCUUAAUCGGCCAUAAGCAGUACAGACGUUGUGCCAGGGAUAUAUAUUACUUUAGUCAGUCUACGACAUGUGUGAAGCAACUUGCUUAUGCAAUCCUGGAACUUGCACUUGUCUCCAUCUUCCCUGAGAUGCGGAAUGUCGUGUUGAGUAUUCACCAACCCGUAUAGAGUUAGUUUCCAUAUGUGACAUGUAGCAUGGCCUGCGCUAUGUGGCACAUGAAAUUGGGUGACCACGUUUUGGUUCUGUUCCCACCAUUGCUUUUAUGGCUUUGCUGGCUCAACAUGAUGAUAUGGGAACUCGGCGAUUGGUUUUGUAUCUACUAUGUCCAACUGUAUAAAACUUAGAUUUAGGACGUGUACAGAACAUUUAUUUUGUGGUUCCAUUGUGCUUUGUGAAGGCAUACCCCAUUUCCAUGGGGAUUUUGUAUUGUUACAGACUCGAGAAAGGAGAAAUGCAUCUAGUGAAUAUUCUUUAUUCGUUCAUCAUUUUUUUUAUUAUUAUUUGAUUAACUUUGUGUCCUCAAUAGAUACCAUAAUGUUUUCACUUUUCAGUACACAUUAUGGGAUAAAGACUUUUUAAGUUAGGGGGUUCGCACUUGGCAAGUGGCAACUGCACUGACCCUUGCUAGAGUGGGAUGGGCUUCUAUAUUUUUCAUUUCUCAUCUUAAUAAUGAGAAGUUUAUUUAAUUAUUUUAGGAUUGGUUACAUUAAUUGAGUUUUAUUAAUUUAAUAUUUACUUGGUAUGUAUAUUUUGAAAAUAUUAAGAUUGUGAUUGAUUAUUGAAUAAAUUUAAUUUCAGU